Messenger RNA from Rhagoletis zephyria (snowberry fruit fly), 823 nucleotides. RefSeq lists its product as uncharacterized. The record is from RefSeq and is a predicted model, not a curated record. NCBI's taxonomy places the organism in Eukaryota, Metazoa, Arthropoda, Insecta, Diptera, Tephritidae.
CAUUGCUGCUGUUGACACCAACCUCAACUACGCCAACGACGCCAACGACGGCAUCGACGCGCUUACCGGUAGAGGCGCCAGCAACAUCAACGCCCCCCGUCGAACUGCGUUUGGCAGUGACGACAGCGCCACAAAUUGAAGAAGUGGCAAGUUCACACCAGCAGGCAGCAACAGCUGGUGUAAAGCAGGGGGAGGUGUUAGAGGAAAUUCUCCCCGUCGAAGCGGAGUUGGUGUCGGCGCAAAAAGCUGCAGCUACAGGCGACAAUAGCACAAGUGAUAUUGCGCCAGUUGUUGUUGCUCCACAGCAGUGCACAACGCAGCAGAAUACGACUGUAGCAACAGCAGCUGUGCCAACAACAACACCAACACCAACACCAACGGCAACUCAUACGGCUACUAGUAGCCCUCUUACGAACGGCAAUAAUAAUAGUCUGCGCCGUAAGAACGGCAACUUUAAAGAAAGUCCAAAAGACGACGUUACCACCACCGCUUUAACUAAAGGCUUGUCUAACCAUUAUACCCUUGGUCGCAGCAGUAAGCCGAAAGUUAAUUUGAAAAUGCGCUUCAAGGUUGCCAAACGUAUUUGUCAGCGUCGCUUGCGUCCGAAGGCUGUCGAUGAAAAUUAUCCACAACCGCAGCGAAAACUUGAGGACAACAAUAAAAACAACGACUACCACCACAAGCAAGUGAAAAGUGAUGAUUGGCGGCUGAGUGGAAGUGACGACUUUAACGAAUUCGGUGAUGAUGAUGAUGAAGGUGAUAAAGAUGAGUGUGAUAAAGCUGUUGAAGGCAAAGUUAAAUCUGAGCUGGGGAUAAAGCGCGC